Molecule: messenger RNA, 2735 nt
Organism: Bombyx mandarina (wild silkworm)
Lineage: Eukaryota; Metazoa; Arthropoda; Insecta; Lepidoptera; Bombycidae
Product: post-GPI attachment to proteins factor 6
Cellular component (GO): membrane
Source: RefSeq, a predicted model, not a curated record
AGUCGGACGUCGGUGUGUAGUUCCUGUUCAGUGUGUGGUUCCUUCGAAAGUAGUUAGAGUAGUGAAGAGUGGUGAAAGAAAAGAGUUAACACCACAAGGACAGUUACUGUAACUACAGUCCCUGUAAUAUGUUUCAUGGAAAUAUUAAAUUUUCUUUUACAUCCGCAUCGUUAAUGAUUUAAUGUGAGAAAAUAGAUAAUAUUGAACAAGAUGCGGUUCCUAUACUGUUUAUUGUUGUAUACAAUCACAGUAGUGAUAAGUGUGGACCACGAAGCCGAAGAGGAAAGCAACAGGAGGAGGAUAAUCGAUCAGCUGACGAGGACUAAAACGGUGCUAUUAGAUGAUUACCACUUGGUAACAAGACAUAUUGCAACAGAAGUAAAUAUGUAUAGGAAUUAUCGUACAGUUUCUGUGCUUUUCUAUUCUAUGAAUAUUGAUUUAACGUACGCUCAAUUCACAUUUCAAUCAGAAGAGCUUCAUCUAAAUAACAUAGGAUCGUGCAGUCCACAAGAAGUGUUGAUCAAAUUAAAACAUGGAUCGUAUCCUGCAGUUAAUCCCGACGGUUACGAUUUCCCGAAGGAUUUCAUAGAACCAAGUCUGAGAGAAGAGGUGCACACCAUAGACAUACUAUCGGAUGGUAGAAACAGGACUUACACGAUAAGGUAUCCCAAGCCCGGGAGCUGGUACGCUCUUGUGUACAUAAAAUGGGAAGAUCCGAGGAAGCAAAAAGUAGAACAGGAAGGUCUAGUAGCAGAUUGUCGAACGAUAUUGUACACCGAUUUACAAGUAAAAGAAGAAGAUAAAAUACGAUUUGUAGAUUGCUACAGCGGUUUUAAUUUGGACCAAAAAGACAUGCCGGCCACAUUGAAAUGCAUGGCCACAGAUAAACCCGAUCCGAUCUCGUUAAAUAUCACAUUUCUCGACAUUGAUACGUCUGCAGAUACCUACGUGACAUUAAGACUGCAGUCAUUGUCAUUGCCGUCCGACGAUAAUUACAUAAUAUAUUGUAUUUAUGAUACGAAAAUAAACAAUAUACUUUCGGUAACGUUUACGCCUAAUCCGAACGCGUGGCACUACAUCCGAGUAGACCAGGCUAGGGAAAACGUGACAAUGAUAGCGAAUUGCGAAUCGUAUCAACGGACAGACCUAAGUGACGCCGAAAAUUUAACGAUUCUCGACCUUAUGCGCGACGACAAAGGAAGGUUCUUCACGUUCGACUACGGUCUCCCGACGACAGACUUGCAGGACGCUACCAGCGUCCUAAACGUGACCUCAUCCGAAAUCAAAAGUAUGCGAUUCAAGGUGAAUCAGUUUUUGGAUAUCGGCGGCAGUCUCUCGAUCGAGGCUAGCCUGCUGAUGAGCCUGAAGUACUACAUGGGUAAUUACAAGAGAGAAUCGACGAAGGGGGACUUAUUGGAAUUCACGGAAGACAAUCAGUUUAUGAAAGCAGUAAUCUGUUUGAACGUUGGCCACGCUAGCGUGCCUUUGGAGAGCGGUCAUUGCAAAUACAACGACCGGGUCACACCAGCGCUUUUCGUGUUGAAUAGCACCGAUUCCGAAUCGGUGUACUCGAAAUCUAUAAUACCGUUUCCGGAGAGCGGCACUUGGUAUCUAACGUUUCGGCUGUUCUGCGACUCGACCGUCUGUCCUUGUCCCACUUCGGAGGACGGAACGAAAUAUUAUGUGAAUUCGAGCGGGAUAACAGAUGUCGGUCUGUCCAGCAACAAAACUAGACAGGGCUCCUCGGAGUGCAACGCGAGUGUGGUGGUGGCCUUGUCGUCGAGCUCGUGCGUGGGCGGGAGCUGUAGCAACCACGGGAACUGCCUCCUGAAUACCUUUGGAGGGAUGGUCAUGUCCUUUUGUUCGUGCUCUGCAGGAUAUGGAGGUUGGGAUUGUUCGGACGAUUCAAGAAUGGACAGCCGAGCGUAUAUGCUACUUUCGAUCCUGCUGCUCACGCUAAGCAAUCUCGUAUUCUUUUUCUCGAUAUACGUGGCGACAAUACGUUUCUAUUACACCGAAGCCAUGAUGUACGCUUUCACGAUGUUGUUCUCGACGUUCUACCACGCCUGCGACGCGCCCUCCCAGGUCGCCUACUGCAUCAUCAGAGGCAAUAUUCUUCAGUUCGGCGAUUUUUACUGCGGCCUCAUGUCGUUUUGGGUGACGCUACUGGCUAUGAGUAUCGUCAGUGACGAAUUAAGGUCCUUCUGUCAGCUGACCGGAGCUAUUGUCGUGGCCUUGUUCACGACCUGGAACAUGCAUUCGUUCGUAUCGUUUCUCCUGCCGGUGGCUAUAGGAGCGACCGUGCUGUUGGUCUCUUGGUAUCUCGAUUACAGGAAGACCGGUAUAAUGAGAUACCCGUGGUCUUAUUACUCGAAGUACAUGCCGAUCGGUAUAAUUCUGGUCAGCACCGGUCUGAUAUGUUACGCGUUUCUACAGACCGAACAGAAUUACAAAAUCGUUCAUUCGAUUUGGCACAUGAUAAUAGCGUUUAGCGUUGUGUUUCUGUUGCCCGAUGUGAAACGGGGCCCGAAUGCGAACCCCUUCCUACCGACACCGAGUUAUUAUACGGGUAAGUUUUCUAGAUAUUUCCGCAGAUCUCGCACGCCCAUUGCCGAAUGAUGAAGCAAUCAUACAUGUUAUAUAUGAGACCGUCAGCGCAAAAGUGACCUAAGCCUAACUAUGGUAUAGUUAGUAUGGAGGUAAUUAGGUUCUAAUUUUCAUGAAUUUGAAUUUGG